Molecule: messenger RNA, 663 nt
Organism: Camellia sinensis
Lineage: Eukaryota; Viridiplantae; Streptophyta; Magnoliopsida; Ericales; Theaceae
Source: RefSeq, a predicted model, not a curated record
AUGGAGGAUUGCGUACCGUUCAAGCAACACUUAGAGGAGCUGGUCGCAACAAGGCACUUAAACCAGUAUAUUGAUGGUGGUAUGAGGGCCGCUCCACAAGGGCAAACCGAGCUAAAUGGGCUAGCCAUCUUGGAUGCAGUGUCUCAGGGAGUUAUCAACGUCAUUCAUGGAAUCAUUGAGCCAACGCGAGUGUGCGAGCUCAGAGGAAUGAUUAAGAAGGCUGAGCACAUGAGGGAAGUGUUCUCUGUUCACCCCGCCGUAAAAAAGGAGAAGACCGAGGUACAGAACAUCAUGACCUUUUCAAGCAAAGACUUGGAGAGAAUUCAAACCCCUCACAAUGACGCGUUGGUAGUAACACUUCGCGUUAAGGAUUUUGACAUAAAAAGAAUUUUGAUCGACCAGGGAAGUUCAAUCAAGAUUAUGUACUAUGAUGUGUUCAAGCAAAUAAAGUUUGAGAACAAGGACUUGGCUCCAACGACGUCUCCUUUAGUCGGCUUCAACUCACAACUGAAAUGGCCAAUCGAGAAGAUCAUUCCAUUGGUCAAGGCUAGCUCAGUCACGAAACAGAUAGAAUUUUGGGUAUUAAAGGCCCUGUCGACCUACAAGCGGUGGCGUCCAUCUAUCACCAGGUCAUGUGCUUCCCCAAUCCAAUCGAGCAGAUAG